GGGUGAGGAGCUUCAAGCGUUUGCUGGCUAGACUACAUAGUAGCUGCUCGAAGAGGUCAACAAAAUCAAACAGGCGAGACAGGUUCGAGCUCGCUUGUCCUGAUCAGGGCAGAGAUCGGCCUGUCUACCAAAUCAAGAUGAUAGUCCCUCUGAUAGUCCAGCAACCUAGUGUGCUUCUGGCAUUUGUCUUCCCCGCGCAUUCCAACCACCGAGCUGCUUUUUCAGGACGUGGACAUCGCUCACCAUCCCGUGGCAGAUCCGUGGCCAAGACUGUGACCUGCUUUCUGGGUCCUUGUUAACCCUUGUCUGCCCUUGUCUGCUCUUGUGCAAGCCACCGAGUGUGCCUACCAGCGUCGUAUUGUAACCUCAUCAUGAUCGGAUCGAGCCAGGCACCACGGGGAGGAACCGUCACACCGCACACAUAAUGGGAAGGCGUUGUUUACAUACCUUAGGUCCUUGCCUCCUGCUACCUGCAAGUUGGUUGGUGAGCUGGCGGACUGAAUCCAUACCUCAUACCUAGUCCUACAUAAUAUGGAUGCUGUCGCAUGACAGACCUUUUACCUACUUUGUCUUCCUCUCCAUCUCAGUAGGGAAAAUCACCAUUCUCCUUGGCAGCAUCGUGGCUGUUAAAUCGCCGUGAAGAUGGCGCCGAAUACUCAACGCUCUCCAGCACCACGGAGGAUUGGUGUUACCAUAUUUGCUCUCUUGUCACUGCUGGUGCUCGGCAUAUUCCUCACAUCUAACCUCAACAGGCCAGCAAAAAAACAUCACUCGGGCUCCGAGUGGACAGCGCGUGCAAAAGCGACCUCUUCAAAUGCUCGAGCCGAGGCGAAAGGUGAUAAGUAUCUGAUCGGCGUAGGCAAGGCCGAUAUCACUGGGCCGACCGUUGAAAUAAACUUUGGCGGCUAUGCAGACAUUAGCCAAGUGGGAACUGGGUUGAGACAGAGGAUAUUCUCACGCGCUUUCAUUGUCGGUGAUGUAGAUAACCCGAAGGACCGAUUCGUCUAUCUUGUCCUUGACUUGGCAACUGGCGACACGGCUUUGCGAAAUGGGAUUCUCGACGGCUUGGCCGCCCUUGGUGAUGAGUACUCCGUCUACGGCCAGAGCAAUGUUGCCGUGACUGGCACACAUUCGCACUCCGGCCCUGGUGCCUGGUGGAAUUAUCUACUCCCACAAAUUACAAGCUUUGGCUUCGACAGACAGGGCUAUCAGGCUAUCGUCAACGGUGCGGUUCUAUCGAUUAAACGGGCUCACGAGUCCUUGACCGAGGGAUAUAUCGAUUUUGGAGCUGUGAACAUUUCUGACAGCAACAUCAACAGAAGUUUAUAUGCUUAUAUGAACAAUCCCGCUGCAGAAAGGUCAAGAUACACUGAUUCUGUAGACAAGGAAAUGACUGUACUCAGGUUCCAGCGCGCCUCUGAUAGCAAAAACAUGGGUAUCUUGACGUGGUUCCCUGUUCACGGCACAUCCGUCUAUCAGAACAACACCCAUGUAACUGGCGAUAACAAAGGUGUGGCGGAGCUUAUGUUCGAGAAGGCGAUGCAGGGUGAUGAUUCUGCCGCGGAUGGUUUUGUUGCUGCAUUCUCGCAAGCAAAUGUUGGCGAUACAACCCCCAAUACUCUUGGGGCAUGGUGUGACGAUGGCUCUGGCCAGAUGUGCAGCUACGAGAAUGCCACGUGUGCUGAUGGCAAGUCUCAAUCCUGCCAUGGGCGCGGACCUGCCUUUGAGAAGCUCGAUCUUGGUAUAUCGAGUGCCUAUGAAAUAGGAAAACGACAAUACAACGGAGCUCGAUCGGUUUAUGACAGCCUUGACUCUGCGGGAACCGCUGUCGUCGGUUCGACCGUCAAAUCAUUCCAUUUCUUUCACGACAUGACCUUCUGGAAAUUCCAGCUAGAAAAUGGGCAACAGGUACAGACUUGUCCCUCUGCGCUUGGAUAUUCGUUUGCCGCAGGCACCACGGACGGUCCAGGACUUUUUGAUUUUACGCAAGGCGACUCGGGUGAGCCAAGUGCCAGUCCUGUUUGGGAGGUUGUGAAAGCAUUGCUCCGUGAGCCCUCAAAGGAGCAGAAAGCUUGUCAGCAGCCGAAACCCGUACUCCUCGAUGUCGGUGAAUUAUCCGUGCCUUAUGCAUGGAGCCCGAAUAUCGUCGAUAUCCAGGUAUUCCGUGUAGGACAAUUCGUUAUCAUUGUCAGUCCGAGCGAAGCCACAACAAUGGCCGGUCGCAGGUGGCGUGCCGCGAUCAAGGCGGCAGCCGAGGACAUCACUGAAGCAGAGCCCAAGGUCGUCAUUGGUGGCCCGGCUAACACAUACUCCCAUUACGUUACUACGCCUGAGGAGUAUGACAUUCAGCGGUAUGAGGGAGCUAGCACACUCUUUGGCCAACACGAACUGGCCGCAUACAUCAACCUCACCGUUAGCAAUAUGAAAUACCUAGCACCUGAUUCGACGAGCUCUCCACCUCCGGGCCCUAGCCCUCCUGAUAACCGUGGUAAGAGUUUGUCAUUUAUCACGGGAGUGGUACAAGAUAACGCUCCUCUCGGAAAGAAGUUCGGCACUGUGAUAACCCAGCCAGCGUCGACAUAUGCCCGUGGCGCUGUGAUCAGUGCAGUUUUCGUAGGCGCGAACCCACGCAACAACCUUCGCCAGGAGGGCACGUUUGCCGCUAUCGAGCAGUUGGGCGCCGACGGUAGUACUUGGACACAGGUCCGCGACGACACCGACUGGUCUCUCGUGUAUUCCUGGAAGCGCACCAAUGACCUCCUCGGUUACAGCGAGGUCACCAUAUCUUGGGAAACCGAGCUCGAGGCUCAGCCUGGUACGUACAGGAUCAAGUAUUACGGCGAUAGCAAGGCGCUGCUCACUGGCGCCAUUACCGCGUUCACGGGAACGAGCAAUAGCUUCAAGAUCACAUAGAUUGUGGAAUUGUAAUAUGCGAGUUGUUGAGAGGAGAAUGCACAUGCGAUAGAAGAUUCUGUAAUUAGCUGUAUCCUAAUAACCAUGAGCAAU
Xylaria bambusicola is the source of this 3006-nucleotide messenger RNA. RefSeq names its product Neutral/alkaline nonlysosomal ceramidase. The record is from RefSeq and is a predicted model, not a curated record. The transcript is spliced from 7 exons. Lineage: Eukaryota; Fungi; Ascomycota; Sordariomycetes; Xylariales; Xylariaceae. Gene Ontology annotation, biological process: sphingosine biosynthetic process; ceramide catabolic process; long-chain fatty acid biosynthetic process. Gene Ontology annotation, molecular function: N-acylsphingosine amidohydrolase activity. Gene Ontology annotation, cellular component: extracellular region. Bases 643 to 2913 code for a protein of 756 amino acids.